CUCCGCGCCCCCCCCCCACCCCCCCAGGAUGGCCGACCCCAUCAUGGACCUGUUCGAUGACCCCAACCUCUUUGGCCUGGACUCGCUGACCGACGACAGCUUCACCCAGGUCACUCGGGACCCCAUCGAGGAAGCCCUGGGGCUGCCCGGCGCCCUGGACUCCCUGGAGCAGAUGGCCCAGGACGGCGGGGGCGGCGUCGGGGGCGAGCCCGGAAGCGGCCUGGACGCCCCCGUGGAGGACGCGGCCCCCGCCGGGGCCCCCGCGGCCGACCCGGCGGCGGCCCCCGCCCCCGAGUCGCUGACCCUGCCCGACUACCCCGGCCGGCCGGAGAGCGGGGAGGCGCCGCCGCAGGCCGUCCUGCCGCUGGCGCCGCCCGCGUCCGGACUCCUCCAGGUCGCCCAGGGCCAGGAGCUCCUCGGCCAGGGGAACCCCUUCAUGGGGGUGUCGGCCACGGCGGUCUCCCCCGGGGGCGGGCAGGGGCAGCCCCCGCCGCAGCCGGCGCCCAAGAUCGUCAUCCUCAAGGCCCCGCCCGGCACCUCCGUCCCCGGUGCCCACGUGGCCCAGAUCCAGGCCCAGGCCGUCACGGGCACGGCCCAGCCCCUGGUGGCCGGCACGGCCAACGGGGGCAAGGUCACCUUCACCAAGGUGCUGACGGGCACCCCGCUGCGGCCGGGGGUCUCCAUCGUCUCGGGCAACGCGGUCCUGGCCACCAAGGUGGCCGGGGGCCCCGCCGCCGUGCAGCGGCUCGUCCAGCCCGGCCGGCCGGUGAAGCAGCUGGUCCUGCAGCCCGUGAAGAGCUCGGCCAGCGCGGGGAACCCGGCCGUGGGCGGGGCCCCCCUGAAGCCCGCCGUCACGCUGACCUCCGCGCCCGCCCAGGGCGAGUCGAAGCGCAUCACCCUGGUUCUGCAGCAGCCCCAGUCCGGCGGGCCCCAGGGCCACCGGCACGUGGUGCUGGGGAGCCUGCCGGGCAAGAUCGUGCUGCAGGGCAACCAGCUGGCGGCCCUGACCCAGGCCAAGAACGUCCAGGGGCAGCCGGCCAAGGUGGUGACCAUCCAGCUGCAGGUGCAGCAGCCGCAGCAGAAGAUCCAGAUCGUCCAGCAGCCGUCGGCGGCCCAGCCGCCCGCGGCCCAGCCGCAGCCGGUGACGCUGUCCUCGGUGCAGCAGGCCCAGAUCGUGGGGCCGGGGCAGGGCCCGGGCCAGAGGCUCACCGUGCCCCUCAAAGUGGUCCUGCAGCCACAGGCUGGUUCUUCUCAGGGGGCCUCCUCCGGCCUCUCCGUGGUCAAAGUCCUCAGCGCCAGCGAAGUGGCCGCCCUGUCGUCCCCGGCGGCCGCCGCCCCCCACGCCGGCGGCAAGGCCGGGCUGGAGGAGAACCGUCGGCUAGAGCACCAGAAGAAGCAAGAGAAGGCCAACCGGAUCGUGGCCGAGGCCAUCGCCCGGGCCCGGGCCCGAGGGGAGCAGAACAUCCCGCGGGUGCUGAAUGAAGACGAGCUGCCUAGCGUGCGCCCAGAGGAGGAGGGGGAGAAGAAACGCCGGAAGAAAGGCAGCGGGGAGAGGCUGAAAGACGACAAGCCCAAGAAGAGCAAAGCCUCCGCCGCCGCCAAGUCCAAGGGCAAAAGCAAACUCAACACGAUCACUCCGGUGGUGGGGAAGAAGAGGAAGCGUAACACCUCAUCCGAUAAUUCCGACGUGGAAGUGAUGCCCGCCCAGUCCCCCAGGGAGGAGGAAGAGAGCAGCAUCCAGAAGAGGCGCUCCAACCGGCAAGUGAAACGAAAGAAAUACACGGAGGACCUGGACAUCAAGAUCACGGACGACGAGGAGGAGGAGGAGGUGGACGUGACCGGCCCGGUGAAGCCCGAGCCCAUCCUCCCCGAGCCGGUGCAGGAACCCGACGGCGAGACUCUGCCUUCCAUGCAGUUCUUCGUGGAGAAUCCCAGCGAAGAAGAUGCGGCCAUUGUGGACAAGGUGCUCUCCGUGCGGCUGGUGAAGAAAGAGCUCCCCUCGGGCCAGUAUGCCGAAGCGGAGGAAUUCUUCGUCAAGUAUAAGAACUACUCUUAUCUGCACUGUGAAUGGGCGACCAUUGCCCAGCUGGAGAAAGACAAGAGGAUCCACCAGAAGCUCAAGCGCUUCAAGACCAAAAUGGCCCAGAUGCGACACUUCUUCCAUGAGGAUGAAGAACCCUUCAACCCCGACUACGUCGAAGUGGACCGGAUCUUGGAUGAGUCCCACAGCAUCGACAAAGACAACGGGGAGCCGGUGAUCUACUACCUGGUGAAGUGGUGCUCCCUGCCCUACGAGGACAGCACGUGGGAGCUGAAGGAAGACGUGGACGAAGGGAAGGUCCGCGAGUUUAAACGGAUCCAGGCCAGGCACCCGGAGCUCAAGAGGGUGGCCCGCCCGCUGGCCGGCGCCUGGAAGAAGCUGGAGCUGUCGCACGAGUACAAGAACCGGAACCGGUUGCGCGAGUAUCAGCUGGAAGGGGUCAACUGGCUGCUCUUCAACUGGUACAACAGGCAGAACUGCAUCCUGGCGGACGAGAUGGGGCUGGGCAAGACGAUUCAGUCCAUCGCAUUCCUGCAGGAGGAGUACAACGUGGGCAUCCACGGCCCCUUCCUGGUCAUCGCCCCGCUCUCCACCAUCACCAACUGGGAGCGGGAGUUCAACACGUGGACGGAGAUGAACACCAUCGUCUACCACGGCAGCCUGGCCAGCCGGCAGAUGAUCCAGCAAUACGAGAUGUACUGCAAGGACUCCCGGGGGCGGCUCAUCCCCGGGGCCUACAAGUUCGACGCCCUGAUCACCACCUUCGAGAUGAUCCUGUCAGAUUGCCCCGAGCUGCGGGAGAUCGAGUGGCGCUGCGUCAUUAUCGACGAGGCCCACCGGCUCAAGAACCGCAACUGCAAGCUCCUCGACAGCCUCAAGCACAUGGACCUGGAACACAAAGUGCUGCUCACGGGGACCCCCCUGCAGAACACAGUGGAAGAGCUCUUCAGCUUGUUGCACUUCCUCGAGCCCUCCCAGUUUCCCUCCGAGUCCGAGUUCCUCAAGGACUUCGGGGACCUGAAAACGGAGGAACAGGUCCAGAAGCUGCAGGCCAUCCUGAAGCCGAUGAUGCUGAGGAGGCUCAAGGAGGACGUGGAGAAGAACCUGGCCCCCAAGCAGGAGACGAUCAUCGAGGUGGAGCUGACCAACAUCCAGAAGAAGUACUACCGGGCGAUCCUGGAGAAGAACUUCUCCUUCCUCUCCAAGGGUGCGGGCCACACGAACAUGCCCAACCUGCUCAACACCAUGAUGGAACUACGCAAGUGCUGCAAUCACCCCUAUCUCAUCAACGGCGCCGAAGAGAAGAUCCUGACGGAGUUUCGGGAGGCCUGCCACCUCGUCCCCCACGACUUCCACCUGCAGGCCAUGGUGCGCUCGGCCGGCAAGCUCGUCCUCAUCGACAAGCUGCUCCCCAAGCUCAAGGCCGGCGGCCAUAAGGUGCUCAUCUUCUCCCAGAUGGUUCGCUGCCUGGACAUCCUGGAGGAUUACUUGAUACAGAGGAGGUACUUAUACGAGCGCAUCGACGGGCGGGUGCGGGGGAACCUGCGCCAGGCGGCCAUCGACCGCUUCAGCAAGCCCGACUCGGACCGCUUCGUCUUCCUGCUGUGCACCCGGGCGGGAGGCCUCGGGAUCAACCUCACGGCCGCCGACACCUGCAUCAUCUUUGAUUCGGACUGGAACCCCCAGAACGACCUCCAGGCUCAGGCUCGCUGCCACCGAAUCGGGCAGAGCAAGGCGGUGAAGGUGUACCGCCUCAUCACGCGCAACUCCUACGAGCGGGAGAUGUUCGACAAAGCCAGCCUCAAGCUGGGGCUCGACAAGGCCGUGCUCCAGUCCAUGAGCGGCCGCGACGGCAACAUCACCGGGAUCCAGCAGUUCUCCAAGAAGGAGAUCGAGGACCUCCUCCGGAAGGGGGCCUACGCGGCCAUCAUGGAGGAGGACGACGAGGGGUCCAAGUUCUGCGAGGAGGACAUCGACCAGAUCCUGCUGCGACGCACCACCACCAUCACCAUCGAGUCCGAGGGCAAAGGCUCCACCUUCGCCAAGGCGAGCUUUGUUGCUUCCGAAAAUAGGACGGACAUAUCUCUGGACGAUCCCAACUUCUGGCAGAAGUGGGCCAAAAAGGCCGACCUGGAUAUGGAUCUGCUCAACAGUAAGAACAACUUGGUGAUCGACACCCCCCGGGUGCGCAAGCAGACCCGCCACUUCAGCACCCUGAAGGACGACGACCUGGUGGAGUUCUCGGACCUGGAGAGCGAGGACGACGAGCGGCCCCGCUCCCGGCGGCACGACAGGCAUCACGCCUACGGCCGCACCGACUGCUUCCGCGUGGAGAAGCACCUGCUGGUCUACGGGUGGGGCCGCUGGCGGGACAUCCUGUCGCACGGGCGGUUCAAGCGGCGCAUGACGGAGCGGGACGUGGAGACCAUCUGCCGGGCCAUCCUGGUGUACUGUCUCCUCCACUACCGCGGGGACGAGAACAUCAAGGGCUUCAUCUGGGACCUGAUCAGCCCCGCGGAGAACGGCAAGACCAAGGAGCUGCAGAACCACUCAGGCCCUGCCCCCUCAGGUCUGUCCAUCCCGGUACCCCGGGGGCGCAAGGGGAAAAAGGUCAAGUCUCAGAGCACCUUCGACAUCCACAAGGCAGACUGGAUCCGCAAGUAUAACCCGGACACGCUGUUCCAGGACGAGAGCUACAAGAAGCACCUGAAGCAUCAGUGCAACAAGGUGCUGUUGCGGGUACGGAUGCUGUACUACCUGCGGCAGGAAGUUAUCGGGGACCAGGCCGAGAAGGUCUUGGGAGGCGCCAUCUCCAGCGAGAUCGACAUCUGGUUCCCGGUGGUGGACCAGCUGGAGGUCCCGACCGAUUGGUGGGACAGCGAAGCCGACAAGUCCCUGCUCAUCGGAGUCUUCAAGCACGGCUAUGAGAAAUACAACACCAUGAGGGCCGAUCCGGCCCUGUGCUUCCUGGAGAAGGCCGGUCGGCCGGACGACAAGGCCAUUGCGGCGGAACACCGGGUGCCGGACAACUUCUCCGACAUCGUAGAGGGGGUCGACUUCGACAAGGACUGUGAAGAUCCCGAGUACAAGCCGCUCCAGGGCCCCCCGAAGGACCAAGAGGAUGAGGGCGACCCGCUGCUGCUGAUGGACGAGGAGAUCUCGGUCGUCGACGGAGACGAAGUUCAGAUGCCCCAGCAGCCGGGCCGCCUGUUCUGGCCCCCGGGCUCGGCCCUGACCGCCCGGCUCCGGCGCCUGGUCACGGCCUACCAGCGCAGCUACAAGCGAGAGCAGAUGAAGAUGGAGGCGGCCGAGCGGGGAGACCGGCGACGGCGGCGCUGCGAGGCGGCCUUCAAACUGAAAGAAAUUGCCCGGCGGGAGAAGCAGCAGCGGUGGACGAGGCGUGAGGAGUCCGAUUUCUACCGGGUGGUGUCCACCUUCGGGGUGGAGUUCGACCCCGACACCCUGCACUUCCACUGGGACCGCUUCCGCACCUUCGCCCGGCUGGACAAGAAGACGGACGAGAGCCUCACCAAGUAUUUCCACGGCUUCGUGGCCAUGUGUCGCCAGGUGUGCCGCCUGCCGCCGGCCGUCGGAGACGAAUCCCCGGACCCAACCCUGUUCAUCGAGCCCAUCACGGAGGAGAGGGCCUCCCGCACCCUCUUCCGCAUCGAGCUGUUGCGCCGCCUGCGGGAACAGGUCCUCUGCCACCCGCUGCUGGAAGACCGGCUGGCGCUGUGCCAGCCCCCGGGGCCCGAGCUGCCCAAGUGGUGGGAGCCGGUCCGGCACGACGGGGAGCUGCUCCGCGGGGCGGCCCGCCACGGGGUGAGCCAGACGGACUGCAACAUCAUGCAGGACCCCGACUUCUCCUUCCUGGCCGCCCGCAUGAGCUACAUGCAGAGCCACCCGUCGGGGGCCUCGGCCCCGUCCCUGUCCCGCUGCCCCACCCCGCUGCUGGCGGCGCCGCCCCAGCCCCACGCCUCCCGCGCCGCCUCGCCGCUGCCCCGGCGCCUCGACGCCGUCUCCGAGAAGCCGCCCGACGGCGGCCCGCGGGGCCCCGGCCUGGAGAGCCUGGCCCUGAAGCUGGAGCGCGAGGCGGUGGCCAGGACCAGACCGGGCCCCCCGGACUAUGAAUCGCGGGGGCCGGCCCCCGGCCUCCCCCCGGCCCUGGCCUCCCGGGCCGCCGUCCCCCUCCGGAAGCCGGCGGAGGAGGAGGAGGAGGAGGAGGAGGAGGAGGAGGAGGACGACUCCGAGGACUCGGAGGACUCCGAACUGGACUUGGGCAAGUUGUCCCCUUCGUCCACGUCCUCGUCGUCGUCCUCGUCGGACUCCGGCUCCAGCUCCGAGGAGAGCGAGGAGGACAAGGAGGAGAAGCUGACCGCCGACCAGUCGCGCUCCAAGCUCUACGAUGAGGAGAGUCUCCUGUCCCUCCCCGUGUCCCAGGAUGGCUUCCCCAUUGAAGACGGAGAGCACAUGACCCCCGAGCUCCUGCUACUUCAGGAGAGGCAGAGAGCCUCCGAGUGGCCCAAGGACCGCGUCCUGAUCAACCGCAUCGACCUCGUCUGCCAGGCCGUCCUCUCGGGGAAGUGGCCCUCCGGGCGGCGCAGUCAGGAUGCGAUGACCGGGGGGCCGCUGGGAUCGGGCAACCACCCGCUGGACGGUCCCCUCCUGGCCGCGGGCGACUACGGCGACUCUCCGGCGCCCACCCCCCGCAGCAGCAGCGCGGCUUCGAUGGCGGAGGAGGAGGUGGCCGCCGUCAGCACGGCCGCGGCUCAGUUCACCAAGCUGCGCCGGGGCAUGGACGAGAAGGAGUUCACGGUGCAGAUCAAAGACGAGGAAGGAUUGAAGCUGACGUUCCAGAAGCACAGACUGAUGGCCAAUGGCGUGCUGGGGGAUGGGCAUCCCCUCUUCCAUAAGAAGAAGGGGAGCAGGAAGAAGUUGGUGGAGCUGGAGGUGGAGUGCAUGGAGGAGCCCCAUCACCUCGACGUGGACCUGGAGGCCCGGAUCCCGGUGGUCAAUAAGAUGGAUGGUACUCUGUUGGUGGGCGAAGAUGCCCCCCGCCGGGCCGAGCUGGAGGUGUGGUUACAGGGUCACCCGGAGUUCGCCGUCGACCCCCGGUUCUUGGCGUACGUGGAGGAGCGUCGGAAGCAGAAGUGGCACAGGUGUAAAAAAACGAGCAAGGCGGACCUGGGCUGUCUGGGUCUAGAGCGGAUGCAGUCGGUCAGCGCCCGGAACGGAAAGAAGGGUCACCUCCCCGAGACUGUGUUCAACCGGGUCCUCCCGGCCCCCGCGGCGCCGGAGACCAGCAAGAAGCAGGCCCGCAGGCUACGGCCCGACCUCUCCAAGAUGGUGGCCCUGAUGGCCGGGGGCGGCGCCGGGCCCCCGUCGCUGCACGGGACCUUCCAGCACGGCGGCCCGCAGCCCACCUCGGCCCCGGCUCACGCCAGCGGCGCGUCUUUGCCUUUCGUGCCCUUCGUGAUGGGAGGCGUCUCCUCAUCCCCUCACGUAGACUCCGGUCCGCUGCUUCGCCACCCCCACCACCAACCGCACCACCACCACCACCACCACCACCACCACCACCACCACCACCACCCGAGCCCGAGGGGCCCCGGCUACCCUCCCACGCCGGCCGCCGCCGCGCCCGGCCCCGCCCUGCGGCCGGCCCCGCUGCGGCCCCAGGAGGAGGACGAGGACGAGGACGAGGACGACUUAUCUCAGGGCUACGACAGCUCGGAAAGGGACUUCUCGCUCAUCGACGACCCGAUGAUGCCGGCCAACUCGGAUUCCAGCGAAGACGCCGACGACUGAGGCCCCCGGCCGGCUCCUCCCCCCGCCCGCGCCCCCGCCGGCCCUCGGAUCUCUCCCCCCUCGCUCCCGGGCCUCGGACUGCGGACGCGUGGCGGGGGCGGGGGAGAGACGCGGGGCCCGGGACCCGGCGGCGGGGGGAGUGAAGACUCGCACCCCGAUCGCUCCGGGACUCGGGGACCGGGUGGGAAGGGAGAGCCUUCAGAUAGUAACGUAACCACUUCCUGACUUGGAGGGAAGGAAUGGAGACUGGAACGGCCGGUGCGGCCCCAACC
Ornithorhynchus anatinus (platypus) is the source of this 8118-nucleotide messenger RNA. It is a transcript of the gene CHD8, whose product is annotated as chromodomain helicase DNA binding protein 8. The record is from RefSeq and is a predicted model, not a curated record. NCBI's taxonomy places the organism in Eukaryota, Metazoa, Chordata, Mammalia, Monotremata, Ornithorhynchidae. The coding region runs from base 29 to 7846 and encodes 2605 amino acids. Gene Ontology annotation, biological process: chromatin remodeling. The transcript is spliced from 37 exons. Gene Ontology annotation, molecular function: protein binding; ATP binding; ATP-dependent chromatin remodeler activity.